Owenia fusiformis is the source of this 2555-nucleotide messenger RNA. The record is from the annotation of a GenBank genome assembly. NCBI's taxonomy places the organism in Eukaryota, Metazoa, Annelida, Polychaeta, Sabellida, Oweniidae.
GUGGGUAUGAACAUUGCCUCUCUGCACGUUUCACAUAAUAUCGGAUUUAAGACUAGAGAUUAAAUAAUUCGGAACUAUUGUGUGUGAACACAAUAUUUGGAUUGGCACCAAGAUUGAACAAAUCAUUUGACUCCAAGUUGGAUUCCUUGAUUUUUAAGAAAAGAAAGCACAGGUCACAUAAAAACGGGGACCUUAAAAUUAUACUUCCAUAUGCGUCUAUGCAGUAUUUAAGCGCUCAAUAACAACACAGGCGAGCCUAGUAAUAGCUCCUGAUCGGCUGUCACUGCAGUUUAUGCCGUUAAGUAAUCCUGCCGCACCAACAGGGCAAACAUGACUAAAGACAAGAAGGAUAAGGAUGAAGGCGAAGAGGAGUUUGAUGCCACUGAUGAAGGGGAGCCUGAAAGGGAAAAAUGGGCAAGGCCGAUUGACUUCGUUCUGGCUUGUAUUGGAUUCUCAGUUGGACUGGGCAAUGUUUGGAGAUUUCCAUUCUUAUGCUAUAAAAACGGAGGAGCCAUAUUCCUGAUUCCCUACCUAAUAUGUGUGUUUAUCGGUGGAAUCCCCAUGUUCUACUUGGAGGUUUGCAUCGGGCAGUACAUGCAGACAAGUGGAAUCAGGGCAUGGAGACUUGUGCCUCUUUUUCAAGGAGUUGGUAUUUGUACCAUUAUGAUCGUGUUCUUCCUGGAUUGUUAUUAUAACAUCGUACUGUGUUGGGCCUUCUAUUAUUUCUUCUCCUCCCUGAAUACAUAUCUUGUCUGGGGCGACUGCAAGAACUGGUGGAACACAGUUAGAUGCACCGUCAACGGAAUGUUUCCCGAAGAAAACGCAGCUCAGUAUCGUACUGUGAACGGGACAAAGGCAAUCGCAAAUGAAACGGGGAUAGCGAUGAGUAUAUUCAACGGUACCAUCGGGGAUACAGUCACAGAGUUCUGGGAGAACAAAGUCCUUGGAAUUGAUCAGAGCACAGGGAUUGACGAUCCAGCGGGGAUCAAAUGGGAUCUGGCCUUGUGCAACUUGUUUUCCUGGCUGGUCGUAUACCUAUGCAUUUGCCAAGGGAUCAAGACAUCAGGGAAGGUGAUGUACGUUACAGCAACGUCCCCGUAUAUCUUCAUGUUGAUCCUGUUGAUUCGUGGAGUUACUCUACCUGGCUCUAUUGAUGGAUUACGAUACUACAUGGUUCCACGGGCAGAGGAUUGGGCUAAACUCGGAACUAUCAAGAUCUGGGUAGACGCAGGAAGUCAGAUUUUCUUUUCCAUGUCCAUUGCUCUUGGAACAUUGACUGCACUUGGAAGUUAUAACAGAUUCAGACACAAUUCCUUCAGGGAUACACUUAUAUUUGCAUUUGCAAACACGGGUACAAGUAUCUUCGCUGGGAUUGUGAUAUUCAGCGUACUCGGGUUUAUGGCUUAUGAACAGGGUGUGGACAUCCAGGAUGUAGCAGAAGGAGGUCCGGGUCUUGCGUUUAUUGCAUACCCUAAAGCCUUAAACCAGAUGCCAGUAGCGCCGCUAUGGUCGGCCUUCUUUUUCAUAAUGGUUAUCCUAUUGGGUCUGGAUAGUCAGUUCGUAGGAGUCGAGGGUUUCAUCGCUGGUUUGAGCGAUCUCUUUCCGAAGCUCCUUAGAGCUGGUAAAAGACGAUGGGCAUUUGUUGCCUUCGUUUGUGCUAUUAUGUAUCUGGUGGGACUCAGCAUGGUAACAAGGGGAGGAAUGUUUGUUCUACAGCUGUUCGACUAUUAUCCGUGUAGCAGGCUGUUAUACUUAGUUGCCAUGAUAGAAUGCAUCGUUGUUGCCUGGAUAUACGGAGUUAGGCGAUUCUACGACCACAUUCAGGUGAUGUACGGUAGACUAGGUGGGCAUUGUUGUGUCCAAGGUGGACGAUAUUAUUACAUGGCAAUGUGGGCGUUCUUCUGUCCCCUUUUCUGUCUGAUUAUGUUCAUCCUUUCACUGAUUGGUUACUCUGAGCUGAGUUACACGAGGCCCAGCACAGGUGUAUACAACUAUCCAACAUGGGCGGUUUGGACUGGAUGGGGACUGGCUUUCUUCACAGUUUCUUUUAUUCCAAUCGUCAUGCUGAUCAUGUUCUGCUGGAAAUAUGUAUGCGGGGAUUGGGAAUUCCGUGAUCUAAUCAAUCCAAUUGGACUGAAACCAUUCCAACUAAUGCCUGGCGAGAGCUACCGCGAUACUGUUCCACUGAAGGAUACAACAGAGAAAUAUGCAGCAGAUGGAAGCAAAAAACAAGACUAUGCUUAUGCAAAUGAAGGGUACAAGGUCGAUCCUAACAGAUUCUAGUUGGCGUUGAAGUAGAACAUGAGUUGUCGAGUAAAUAAGCUUAUAGAUGGAAGUUGUAUUGAAUGAAUUUAGAUACUUGUAUAUUAUAAUAGUGACUCACAACUAAGAACGAUUCCAAAUGGUUACAAUGUUCAGUAUGAGUCGAGUGUUUAAUAAGCUAAGCGGUUGUCUGCAAUGAGUUAUACAAGAGUCAAUAUUGUGACAAAAUUUCACCACAUGUAUACACCGAACAACAAAAAGCAUUUGCUAUAGACACAUGCAAAUUAAUAUAC